Ceratitis capitata (Mediterranean fruit fly) is the source of this 1679-nucleotide messenger RNA. It is a transcript of the gene Alg2, whose product is annotated as alpha-1,3/1,6-mannosyltransferase ALG2. Lineage: Eukaryota; Metazoa; Arthropoda; Insecta; Diptera; Tephritidae. The record is from RefSeq and is a predicted model, not a curated record. Bases 374 to 1657 code for a protein of 427 amino acids. The transcript has 3 exons. Gene Ontology annotation, molecular function: alpha-1,3-mannosyltransferase activity; GDP-Man:Man(1)GlcNAc(2)-PP-Dol alpha-1,3-mannosyltransferase activity.
CGCCCAACACAAAUUUUGAACUGCUAGUAAAUGCUGAAAACAAUUUAUGUAUGUACAUAUGUGGGUAGAAUCAGCGGGUAGCGCUGAUCAGGAGCGCCUAAUAUAUGACGACAAGUGUAUUUUGGAUAAUAGUGUAAAUAUUAUAUGUAGAGUGAAAGAAGCUUAUAAACCGAUACACGACACAAGCUAUUUAGAUACGCCAUCGUGCAACUGGUGUGAAUGAAUCACCUUCAAUUACCAUUAUCAAAAAUUGGAAUAUUAUCAACAGAACAUGACUAUCUCAAAACAUUUGUGCAUACUUGACUCAUGUUGGUGAAUCAAAUGCAGAUUUUCAAAGCCGUUGAAUGACAAUAAAGUUAUUGCAGCCACUGAAAUGGUACGUAUUCUUUUUCUUCAUCCCGAUUUGGGCAUUGGUGGAGCCGAACGAUUAGUUGUAGAUGCAGCUUUGGCCUUAAAGUCCCGUGGACACGAUGUUAGUUUUCUAACAAAUCACCAUGACCCAAAUCAUUGUUUUAAAGAAACUUCCGAUGGCACCUUGCGGGUAGAAGUCGUUGGCGAUUGGUUGCCACGUAAGAUAUUUGGCCGAUUCUAUGCAUUGUGUGCAUAUUUUCGCAUGAUCUAUGCAGCAUUAUACGCAUCAUUUGUGAUAUCCAGGCAUGAAAAUAUAGAUGUUUUUUUCUGCGAUCAAAUCUCUGUUGGUGUGCCUGCAUUAAAACUAGCAAAAAGACGACCAAAAAUUAUAUUCUAUUGCCAUUUUCCUGACCAAUUGUUAAGUAUUCGAGAAGGAUAUCUAAAAAGUGCUUAUCGAGCACCAAUAAACUAUUUGGAAGAAUUUACUAUUGGUAUGGCGGAUAUAACAUUAGUUAAUUCGAAAUUCACACUGCGGGUUUUUGGUGAUACCUUCCAUCGUCUAAAGGUUGUACCUGACGUGUUAUAUCCAUCUCUUAACACCGAAUAUUUUGAUACAAUGAAAAGUAAAAUUUCCAAAAAAGAAGGGAAUGAGUUCAGUGUAGUAGGCUGCGAGAAUGUACCACGUAAUGGUUUUAUUUUUCUGGAUAUUAAUCGAUAUGAACGGAAGAAGAAUCAUGCACUAGCUUUACACGCCUUUCGUUUGGUAGUCGAUGCCUUACCUGCUUCAGAUUCAAAGCGUUGUCGUUUAAUAAUAGCUGGUGGUUACGAUGAACGGGUUUCGGAAAAUUUGGAACACUAUGUGGAACUGCGUGAGCUAGUGAACAAACUAGGACUGGAGGAAAACGUAUUAUUGCUACGAUCUCCAACCGAUGAUGAAAAAUUUGUGCUGCUUGACAAGUCAAAUUGUUUGCUUUACACUCCCGAUAACGAGCAUUUCGGCAUUGUGCCAUUGGAGGGCAUGUAUAUGUCUAAGCCAGUAAUUGCAGUGAACAGUGGGGGACCAACAGAGACCAUUGUAAACAACUCUACAGGAUUAUUGUGUGAGAAACAGCCACAAAAAUUUGCCGAAGCUAUGUUGCAAUUGUACAUGGAUGAUUCAUUGCGUGAGCGUAUGGGUGUGAUGGGUCGUAAAAGAGUACAACAAAAAUUCUCGUUUGAAGCUUUCACAGAUAAACUCGAUAAUAUUGUUGAAACUAUUAUGAAACCUGCUUGGACACAUGAGAACAUCAGGAAAAAGGACACUUAAUUAGAGCUAGCUAAGAAUAUCU